AUGCUUCUGAAAAAUGUAACUGCUUCUAAUGGACAUUGCAAUGGCACAUACUACAGCAUUGUCAGUUUACAUGAUCAUGUUAUUGAGGCUGAGGUUGCUUCUGGUCCUUAUGCAGGAUCAACUGUGCCGAUCCCAAGAAUACCACAUGUAUCUCAAGAAAUGGCAUUUCCAUUCAUAUUUACAUGUAAACAAUUUCCUGUCAAGCCAGCUUUUGCCUUGACGUGCAACAAAGCACAAGGAUAUACUUUUUCACAAAUUGGAAUAUAUCUUCCGACACAAUUCUUCUCACAUGGUCAACUGUAUGUUGCAUUAUCUGGAGUUCGAAAGAAGGCUAACGUAAAAAUAUUGGCUGAGAGAAAUGGAAACAGUAUGAUUACUGACAAUUGUAUCUACAAGGAGAUACUACUUUAA
Messenger RNA from Octopus bimaculoides (California two-spot octopus), 411 nucleotides. RefSeq names its product ATP-dependent DNA helicase PIF6-like. Gene Ontology annotation, biological process: DNA replication. Gene Ontology annotation, cellular component: replication fork. NCBI's taxonomy places the organism in Eukaryota, Metazoa, Mollusca, Cephalopoda, Octopoda, Octopodidae. The record is from RefSeq and is a predicted model, not a curated record.